Molecule: messenger RNA, 2163 nt
Organism: Hyaena hyaena (striped hyena)
Lineage: Eukaryota; Metazoa; Chordata; Mammalia; Carnivora; Hyaenidae
Product: DDB1- and CUL4-associated factor 8-like
Exons: 1
Coding region: 1-2091 (696 amino acids)
Cellular component (GO): Cul4-RING E3 ubiquitin ligase complex; cytoplasm
Molecular function (GO): protein binding
Source: RefSeq, a predicted model, not a curated record
AUGUAUCCAAAUUCAAAAGAACAGAAUGCAGAGGGCGAGAUAGCUGUGGGGUUGGGGCUGAAGGCCUGGAAAAGGCUGAGCAGUCCUGAGAUACCGCGAUAUGUUAGACAGUACAAAAGUCUUCUGAACCUCGUCAGCUCCCAUACUUCCAACAGCUUUAUCCAGAUAAUCGCCCCCUCCCACUUUGGGCCUGCGGCGCGCGGCGUUGGCAUCGACCACCGAAGCCUCUUAGGCCUCGAGACUUUUCUCUGGCCUAGCCAGGGCGCCUCUGCUCCCUUUCUCAGACUUUUGGGACUUUUAACCGCUCCAGACCGGCUGCAGCAAUUAUCUUUCAAGAUGUCUGAUAACGGGGGCCGCACAGAUGGCCUGCAGAACCCAGACAGAAGCCUGCUUAGUAGCCCUGAGGUAGAAGCCGGAAGGGAGACAUCUUACGGCGCUGCGCUGCGCUUGAAUGUGACCGGAGAUGGCAGCGUUCCCAGCUCAGAAAGGCAGAGCACUGAUGCAGAAAGUUCAAGUGAAGACAUCAACUUUGAAAGCACCGUAGAUUUCAACCCAUUCUUUGACUCUGGGGAAAACCUAUUCCAGUCUGACCCAGAAGAAGAGGGGGCGCAAGGAGAGGAAGAAACCGAGGACCAGGGAGAGGAAGAAGCGGCAGGAGAACAGCCCCAGGUACCGUGGUACGAAGCUAGUAGCCGUGAUCUGUUUUUCUCCCCUGAGGCCCAGGCCCUGGAGGAGUGGGUGUCCUCCGAAAUCUCCACUCUGCCCCGCCCUCGCUGGCAAGCGGUGUCUGCUCUUCGCGAGCGCCAGCUGGGUUCCAGUGCCCGCUUUGUGUAUGAGGCCUGUGGGGCAAGGCUCUUUGUGGAGCGUUUGCACGUGUUCUCCCAGCUUGCAAGCCAUCAUGGUUGUGUCAACACGGUGCACUUUAACCAGCGUGGCACCUGGCUGGCCAGUAGCAGCGAUGAUCUGAGAGUGAUAGUGUGGGACUGGGUGCGCAAACAGCCAGUACUCGUGUUUCCGAGUGGCCACAGAAAUAAUGUCUUUCAAGCCAAGUUCCUACCCAAUUGUGGUGAUCCCACCGUGGCCACGUGUGGCCGUGAUGGGCAGAUACGCAUAGCAGAGCUGUCUGCCCUGCCGCACUACAAGAAUAGUAAGCGUGUGGCCCAGCACAGGGGACCCUCCCACAAGUUGGCUCUGGAGCCAGACUCCCCUUUUAAGUUCCUCAGUUCAGGUGAAGAUGCAGUUGUUUUCGCCAUUGACCUCAGACAAGACCAGCCGGCUUCCAGAGUGGUGAUAACCAAAGAGAUGGAGAAGAGAGUGGGGCUGUAUACCAUAUAUGUGAAUCCUGCCAAUCCUCACCAGUUUGCAGUGGGUGGAAGAGAUCAGUUUGUAAGAAUUUAUGACCAGAGGAAAAUUGACAACAACGAGAAUAAUGGGGUACUCAAGAAAUUCUGUCCUCAUCACCUAGUCAACGAUGAUACCAAUAUACACAUCACCUGCGUGGUGUACAGCCACGAUGGCACAGAGCUCCUGGCCAGUUAUAAUGAUGAAGAUAUUUAUCUCUUCAACUCCUCUGAAGGAGAUGGAGCCCAGUAUGCUAAGAGAUACAAGGGGCACAGAAAUAGUACCACAAUUAAAGGUGUCAAUUUCUAUGGCCCCAGAAGUGAGUUUGUGGUGAGUGGUAGUGAUUGCGGCCACAUCUUCUUCUGGGAGAAAUCAUCCUGCCAGGUCGUUCACUUCAUGGAAGGGGACAGGGGAGGCACCGUAAACUGUGUUGAGCCCCAUCCUCACCUACCUGUAAUGGCGAGCAGUGGCCUAGAUGAUGAUGUCAAGAUCUGGGCACCCGCACCUGGAGCCAUCAACCACCUGGUCUCGUUAAAGUAUAUAAUGAAGAGGAACAAGCAAGAACGAGAUGAAGAUCGCCUGCACCACACGGACCUGUUUGACAGCCACAUGCUUUGGUUCCUGAUGCGUCACCUGACACAGGGAGGUCAUCGCCACCACUGGGCUGCAGAGUCGGAUGAGUCUUCCAGUACCUCCAAUUCAUCUGAGGAGGAAGAGAACCAAGACUACGUGCAGUGCCUGCCGUCCUGAAGUCCUCAUGCCUGCUCCAGCUAGAUGUUGCCUCCGAAGGCUAAAUUUUAAGUUUAAAAUUCAGUUUAACUA